AUGGAAGGAGGAGCAGAAAAGAAAUCAAACAAAAGUGCGGUUGUGAUCAUUCCACCUGAAGAGGUCUGGAGUCAGAUCCAAGAUAUCAGAAGCAAACAUGACAAAUCCUACAAGCGAUGGAUGCCACACAUAAACCUAGUCUACCCAUUUGUUCACGAUGAUCCAACGGGUGUGAAUUAUGAAACUUGCAAAGAAAACAUAUCCUCCAUGAUCAAAAAAGAUAAUAUAAAAUCAUUUCAGGUCAACUUCGAUGCCAGUUCUUUUCAGCACUUCAAACACAAAUCCAGCUGCACUUUGUGGUUGAAGCCGUUGAGAGAUGGUGAAAAACAUGAAGAUAUUGUGCACCUACAAAGCUCUCUCCAUGCAGCAUUCCCUGAAUACAAUGACCUCAGCUGCAUUCCACCUGAUCACGAGUACACACCUCACCUCUCACUUGGACAAUUCAAUUUUGGUAAAAUUGAGGAAGCCAAAAUUGGUUUCAAAGAGAAAUGGCGGAAGAUAGAAUUUGCAGUUGACAGAAUUUAUUUAAUCAGUAGAAAAAACUUUGCGUCACCUUUCGAGAUCAGACACGCCAUAAUGUUGCUGUGA
Messenger RNA from Helobdella robusta, 588 nucleotides. RefSeq lists its product as hypothetical. NCBI's taxonomy places the organism in Eukaryota, Metazoa, Annelida, Clitellata, Rhynchobdellida, Glossiphoniidae. The transcript is spliced from 3 exons. The record is from RefSeq and is a predicted model, not a curated record. Bases 1 to 588 code for a protein of 195 amino acids.